This is a messenger RNA of Akanthomyces muscarius, 786 nucleotides long. RefSeq lists its product as uncharacterized. Gene Ontology annotation, biological process: mycotoxin biosynthetic process. NCBI's taxonomy places the organism in Eukaryota, Fungi, Ascomycota, Sordariomycetes, Hypocreales, Cordycipitaceae. Bases 1 to 786 code for a protein of 261 amino acids. The transcript has 3 exons. The record is from RefSeq and is a predicted model, not a curated record.
AUGAGCUCCUCCAGUUUUGAUGAAGAACGGCCUUUCGUCUCGAAGUACAAGCAAAAUCCAGGCCCUAGCCAGCGGCGGACAAAGAGAGAGAAGGCCGCGAUUCUGUUGCUAGUUCUCAACGCGCUAGGCACACUCAGCAGCAUACUGAGCUUAGCUUUUUUCCUGAUACAUUUGAGCCGAAUGCAACAAGUAGAACUCGCCGAUUGCUUUGACGAUACCCUUUUGAAUCCACCAAUCAUAUGGGAAACUCGAACCUUCAACAGUACGGUCGAUGAAAAAAGUGGCGUGGUCGAGGACCUUUUCACACCGUCAAGUCAUACAACGGCUGCGGAUUGGGAAUCCAUCCUGGAUGUGGGCGAAAUUCGCCUCACCAACGCAGAGGCAGCUCGUUUGUCCCAGAACACGUCUCACUUGUAUGGAGGAGAGGACGGGUAUGCAGGAGUGCUGGAGGUAUUCCAGCAGCUGGAUUGCCUGAACCGCAUACGGAAGCAGUUCUUCAACGUUUCGUCACCCGUUGAAGACGCAGGGGACUCUGAGCAUCUGCGCCACUGGCGCGACAAGCACUGUUUUGACUACCUGUGGCAGACGCUCCUAUGCCACGCCGACGUCAGCGUCAUGACGGUCGGGUGGAACGAGAAGCAGCAGGCCUUUAGCGCCAACUUUGCGGUGACGAAGCAGUGCAGGAACUUUGAGGCCAUCCAUAACUGGGCCAAGAAUAGAGAGGCGAGCUUCAAGCCGCCCGGUGGUACACACCCCGGAAUUAUUGAGUCUAGGGAGUUGGCAUAG